Engraulis encrasicolus (European anchovy) is the source of this 956-nucleotide messenger RNA. RefSeq names its product Kv channel-interacting protein 1-like. Gene Ontology annotation, cellular component: voltage-gated potassium channel complex. The transcript has 8 exons. Bases 24 to 674 code for a protein of 216 amino acids. Gene Ontology annotation, molecular function: potassium channel regulator activity; transmembrane transporter binding; calcium ion binding. NCBI's taxonomy places the organism in Eukaryota, Metazoa, Chordata, Actinopteri, Clupeiformes, Engraulidae. The record is from RefSeq and is a predicted model, not a curated record. Gene Ontology annotation, biological process: regulation of potassium ion transmembrane transport.
GGUGUGUCCGAGAGGGAGUCGUCAUGGGACUAGCUAUGGGAACGUUCUCCAUGCAGACCAAACAGGUGAACUAUCGCAGAGGAGACAAGUCGGACGAUGACUUUGAGAUGGCGCCGGUGAUGCACAGGCCUGAGGGCCUGGAGCACCUGGAGACUCUGACCAACUUCAACAAGAAGGAGCUGCAGGUGCUCUACAGAGGCUUCAAGAACGAGUGCCCCAGUGGUGUUGUGAAUGAAGACACGUUUAAACAGAUAUACUCACAGUUUUUUCCACAUGGAGAUGCCAGCACAUAUGCCCACUAUCUCUUCAACGCCUUUGACUCCGGUCACAAUGGCUCCAUCAAGUUCGAGGACUUUGUAACGGCUCUGUCAAUCUUGCUGAGGGGUUCGACGAGAGAGAAGCUUCAGUGGACGUUCAACCUAUACGACAUCAAUGGAGAUGGCUACAUCAACAAAGAGGAGAUGAUGGACAUUGUGAGGGCUAUCUAUGACAUGAUGGGAAAAUACACAUAUCCCGCCCUGAAGACAGAUACACCCAAACAACAUGUGGAUGCUUUCUUCCAGAAAAUGGACAAGAACAGAGAUGGGGUGGUCACCUUGGACGAGUUCAUUCUGUCAUGCCAAGAGGAUGAAAACAUCAUGCGUUCAUUACAGUUGUUUGAGAAUGUAAUAUAAACCAGAAAAAAACAAGUCCAUGGAACGAGGAGUGGGGAGUGGGGAGGAGAUAGAGGAGAAUGGUUCGAGAAAUACAGAGUGGUGAUCAUAUGGUGGCGAACGACAAACUGUGACGGAGAAAAUGGACUCUGCUUUGACUGGCUGGCUGGCUUCUCUAUCAACUGUCGACACUCACAUACAAGGCAUAACAACACGACAACACAUCGCCAUCACCAUUGUGUUACCAUGGCAACAGCGGAAGGGUGCAAGGAUGACCUUUCUUCGCCUUGACCUUGACACCCC